Messenger RNA from Osmia bicornis bicornis, 2580 nucleotides. RefSeq lists its product as uncharacterized. NCBI's taxonomy places the organism in Eukaryota, Metazoa, Arthropoda, Insecta, Hymenoptera, Megachilidae. The transcript has 3 exons. The coding region runs from base 26 to 2383 and encodes 785 amino acids. The record is from RefSeq and is a predicted model, not a curated record.
CGUUCUCAGACGAUUGGUUGUCAUAAUGCUUGCGGUUUUCUGUCUGCUGCUGCUGCUUGCCCUAGGUCACUGCCAGGACAAUGAUCUUCCAUCGGGAUACGAGAUCGAGAGUUCGAUCAACCGUACGAUCGAGGAAGUCGAACGACAGGUUCGCGAGAACCCGAAGUUGCCCCGUUUAACCAGGCAAGAAAUAGUCGGUAUCCUUCAAAACAUCACGUCGCAAGACCUGAACGCGUACAAGGACAAGGAAAAGCUAGAAAAGGCUAGGAGGUUGUACCAAAGGGCACUGAUGGUCGUUCUUCCCUACAACGCUGAAGAAUCCCCAGGGAAUUUGAACGAUUUGUACACGAAGCCACCGAUGACUCAAAUCAUACCUGAUCACUUGAAAUCAACGAAUAACAUCGAAGACAAUGAAGUGAAGAAUUUCGAAACUUCCGAGCCUUCAGCUAUGGAGAACCUUGUAUCGACUAAAAAUUUCUAUAAACCAACAACGAAGGACAUUCAGUCCACAACGACGAAGAAUAAAUACAAAAAUCAUAGAGAUACUUAUUCCGAGGUGCAAGAUAAGCUUCCUUUAAAGGAGACUCUGAAACUGGAGUCUACACCUGUCAGGUUCUCCUUCAACCUGGAGAACCUUCAGAAGAAUUCCUAUACCACAGAGAAGACAACGACGAUGAGGUAUCCAGUGUACAGAGGCAACGGAGAGAAGAAAUCAGGUAUAGAAGUUGUGUACAGCACCAGUGUCACUGAAGAACCCUUCACGAAAUCAGUUCCCAAAGAGAUCAUCGUCGAUCUGGAUCGAUCGAAGGCUACUCAGAACGUACUGACCUCCAGCCAAUGGCGUUACAACGCACCCCCGAGUACCUUAGAGCCAACUUUGCCUUCCAACGUCGAGAAGCUUCCAUUUCUUCCGACCGUGAACGCGGAACCUGAAGAGCCGAUCGUGUCCUCUACUAAGAGAUCAGAGAUUCUUCCAAACGACCGAAGCACAGCAGAGCCUUUGAUUAUGAGGACCGAAGGGCCGACCACCCUUUACGUGACACCCAUGUCGACGGAAACAUCUCCAAAGGUGAAGUACAGCUCCACCUACUCGUUGAACUCUGCAGGAUUUCGCACAGCUACGACUAGUUCGACGUCUAUGAGGCCGGAGGUGAUGGACCUGUUGGAAUCGAUCGGUCUCAGGCCGGAUAACGACAGCAACGUGGAGGAUAUUUAUAAAAAGAACAAGGACAUGCUGGAGAGGAAUCCUGAGUUGAACAAUAUCGUCCAGACGACGAUUUCAGGUCUGAGUCCAGUUGGAGCCGACACUCCAUCGAUCCUCGAUCAGAAUACCUUCGAAAGUUCAGGGUCUGUGAUUAAAAAGGGGAUGGAGAACUUAACGCCGGAGGUGCGGUUGUUGUUCCAGAGGUUCGGUCUUCAGACGUCGAAUCUGGACCAGCCUAGCACUACUACUACUCAGAGGAUCGCUGUUAAUUCGAAUUCUUACACGAAUUUCAAGCCUCUGCCUACGUCCAGCGUGAAGGAUCAGGGGAUGAAGGAGUUCCUGGCCAAGUUUGGCCUGGGUGUCGAGAACAGAAGACAGAAGUCGAUGGAGCCUGUGACCAAGGCUCCAUCUCUGAUCGAAGCUGUGCCUGAUAGCAUGAGAAACGUUCUGGAGAACAUGGGCUUGAUUUCGAGUAGUCAGAAGAAAAUGAGGAAUCCUCAGAAAGUGGUCGAAGACAUGGAAUCGACGGAGACGUCUAUGUACCAUGUGUUCAAGCCUCACGAGGUGAAGGUGGGGGAUGAAAAUCAGAGAAGUAAGAUCAACGAACUUUUAGAUACCGUGAAAUUGGUCCAGCAAGGAAAAGUUGACAUUCAGAAUGUCAGGAAGGUGGCUAAUGAUCUGAUAGAGUCAACGAAGACCCUGAAGGAGGGACCAGACCCUCUGAAACUCGAAGAGAUUAUCAGAAAUUACAGCAAGGAGUUGAGGAACGAGGUGAAGAGGCAAGAGGAACAGGAACAAGGAACCACCACUACGGAAGCAACGACCGUUUCAUCGAUGACUACGACUGAACCGGCAGAGACCACCUUAACAGCGUCGACCAGCGGAGAUUCCUCGAAAUCGGCGUCCGAUCAGUCAGCUGCGGACUCGAGUACAUCAGCUUCCGAGGAUUCUUCGUCGUCCACCAGCAGCUCGAAUCUAAUGGCUCUGGAGGAAUCCUUCGGAGGAACGACUCGCGAACCCGAUCCCGUUCUUCCACCAAAACGAAAAACUGGUCUCUAUUUCCUAGUGGACUGGAACACGUUCCUGGAAGUCGGCGAGGAUGAGAAGGAGAAGAUCAAUCUGAGAUUUCAACCGAAAGUUGGCGACAGAACGAGAUUCUUACCCGUCACAGUGCCUUAAACUUAAUUGCUAAGUGUCUGUUAAUUACUAAAAAGGGUGUAGCAGGAUAAAAUGGUGAAAAUUAAAAAUUUCAUGUCUUACUCUGUCCAAUGCAGAAUUAUUAAAAAUCACAUAAUACACUGAAUCUAUAGGACUUGCAAAAAUUUAAAAUAUUUUUCAAGAAAUAUGUCGAAAAUCUGCCCUGUCGAAAAAUUUGA